AUGCAGCCGAACCCGAACUGGUCGUCGCUCUACGCUCCGGCUGCAGAGAUUCAAUCUUACCUUCAAGACGUAGCGCACAAAUACUCUGCGGACCGCUUCAUCAAGCUACGCCAUGAGAUUCAAGCAUGCCACUGGGAUGACAAGACUGCGAAGUGGAACAUUACGGUGAAAAAUCUCGCCACAGGAGAAGUGGUACAAGACAAGGCAGACGUGCUCAUUUCAGGGAGAGGCAAUCUGAACACACCGUCUUGGCCUGAGAUAGAGGGCUUUGAGACGUUCAAAGGCGAGGUCAUGCAUUCGGCAACCUGGAACCAAGUCUACGACUUCGAGAACAAGCGAGUAGGUGUCAUCGGUUCCGGCUCUUCCUCUAUCCAGAUCGUCCCCUCGCUGCAACGUCUACCGGGUACUCAUAUCAGUACCUUUGUGCGUAGUAAGACAUGGAUAUCGCCUCCCUUCGGCCAACAGCUAUGGGACAAAUACGGCUUCAAUGGUUCAACGAUUCCCCAAGAGCUUCGCGACCGUUUCGCAAGCGAUCCAGAAUACUACCACAAAUUCAGGCUUUCGGUUGAGGAAGACGGAAACGGUAUCCACGCUGUAACCAUGAAAGGUACCGAAUUACAAAAGGGCGCAAAGGACAUGUUCCAUGAGCACAUGAAGGAGAGGCUAAAGACCAAGCCUGAGAUCUUCGAAGCACUCUUACCCUCCUUCUCGCCCGGAUGCCGUCGCUUGACGCCCGGUCCAGGCUAUCUCGAAGCCCUAACGCAGCCCAACGUCGAUUUCAUCACAUCACCCAUAACACGCAUUUCCGCAUCCGCAAUCCACACCGCCGACGGCAGGACGCACGAAAUCGACGCUCUCGUCUGCGCCACCGGCUUCAAAGCCUCAGCCCCACCGCCCUUCCCCCUAACCGGCAGCAACGGCCUAUCCCUCACCAAAAAGUGGGAAGACCGCGCCGUAAACUACCUCUCCCACUCCGUCUCCGGCUUCCCCAACCUCUUCACCAUGCUCGGUCCCAACGCGGCCAUCGGCUCCGGCAGCCUAACCUGCAUGAUCGAAACGGUAGGCGACUACAUCAUCAAAGCGAUCCGCAAGAUCCAAAAAGAAAACAUCGCAGCCAUGGUCGUGAAAGAAGCGCGUGAAAAGGACUUUAUCGAGUACGUCGACGCUUACUUCCAGGGCACGGUCUUCGCCGACGAAUGCAGGAGUUGGUAUAAGAAUAAGGGGACGGGUGAGGUUGUGGGGCUCUGGCCUGGAAGUACGCUGCACUGUGUUGAGGCGAUGAGGAGUCCGAGGUGGGAAGACUUUGAGUAUCUUUAUCUUGAUGAGCUGGAGGGAGGCAGUGAUGGUACGGAGUUACACGGUGUGGGCACGAAGGCAAACAGGCUGGCUUGGUUGGGCAAUGGCUGGAGUAGUAAGCAGAUGGAGGGGAAGGACUGGGCGUGGUAUUUGUAUCCCGAAUUCGUGGAUAAGCCUGUUAGUCCGCUGCCGGAGAAGAAGGGAGCGUACGGGGUUAGGCCGUUUUCUUAUUGA
Alternaria incomplexa is the source of this 1530-nucleotide messenger RNA. RefSeq lists its product as uncharacterized. The transcript is spliced from 2 exons. The record is from RefSeq and is a predicted model, not a curated record. Lineage: Eukaryota; Fungi; Ascomycota; Dothideomycetes; Pleosporales; Pleosporaceae. Gene Ontology annotation, molecular function: flavin adenine dinucleotide binding; N,N-dimethylaniline monooxygenase activity; NADP binding. Bases 1 to 1530 code for a protein of 509 amino acids.